Messenger RNA from Podarcis muralis (Common wall lizard), 6802 nucleotides. It is a transcript of the gene BACE2, whose product is annotated as beta-secretase 2. Gene Ontology annotation, biological process: membrane protein ectodomain proteolysis; amyloid-beta metabolic process. NCBI's taxonomy places the organism in Eukaryota, Metazoa, Chordata, Lepidosauria, Squamata, Lacertidae. Gene Ontology annotation, cellular component: trans-Golgi network; plasma membrane; endosome. Gene Ontology annotation, molecular function: aspartic-type endopeptidase activity. The record is from RefSeq and is a predicted model, not a curated record.
UUUGAAGCGCCGCCUUGGCCAGAAGAAACUUUCCUGACGAGCCCGGGGGUUGUCGAGGUUCGUCGAGGCAGGCAGGCAUGCGAGGAAGGAGCCAAGCCGACCCCGGGAGGGCGAGAUGACGCCGGGGCGUCGAGGCACCGCCGUCCCCUCGCCUCUUCGCGGUCGCAGCCAGGAGCCGCGGGCGCGCGGCCGGCCGCUCUCUCCCCCUUAGACGUAGCCGGGCGCCGGGAUGGGCAGGGCGCUGGCAGCCGGGUGUCUCCUGCUCCUGGUGGCCGCGGCCGCCGGGCGAGGCCGGGCUGCCUUCAGCCUCCCGCUGCGCGUGUCUCCGCCGAGCGCCCCCGACGGCUCGCUCGUCCCGGUGCCUGUGGCGCUGAAGCCGCGGGGCGGCAACGGGACCGGAGGCAGCGCGGAGCGGGAGCAAGAGGCAGAGGGCUUGGCCUUGGCUUCCGACCCCAGCGGCGCCGUCAACUUUAUGGCCAUGGUGGACAACCUGCAGGGGGACUCGGGACGCGGCUACUACCUCGAGCUGCUGCUCGGCACCCCGCCCCAGAAGCUAAAUAUUUUGGUUGACACUGGAAGUAGCAAUUUUGCUGUUGCAGGAACACCAAAUGCAGAUCUGACCUCCUACUUCAACACAAAAGAAUCAAGCACAUAUAAGUUACUGGGCACUGUGGUCUCUGUUAAAUAUACCCAAGGAAGCUGGAUAGGGACUCUCGGCACAGAUGUUGUUACCAUCCCUAAAGGAAUCAACGGCACUUUUACCAUCAACAUUGUAACCAUCUCUGAGUCAGAGAAUUUCUUUUUGAAAGGUGUUCAAUGGCAUGGGAUCCUUGGACUUGCCUAUGAUGCCUUGGCUAAGCCCUCAAGUUCUGUGGAGACAUUUUUUGAUUCCCUUGUGAAUCAAGCAAAGAUCCCCAAUAUAUUUUCCUUACAGAUGUGUGGAGCUGGAUUGCCAGUUACUGGAACUGGUACCAAUGGAGGUAGUCUUGUCCUGGGUGGAAUUGAACCAAGCCUAUACAAUGGGGAAAUCUGGUACACACCUGUUGAGAAAGAGUGGUAUUAUCAGGUUGAAAUACUCAAAUUGGAAGUUGGAGGCGAGAACCUUAACUUGGACUGUAAAGAGUACAACUCGGAUAAAGCCAUUGUAGACAGCGGCACCACACUCCUGCGCCUGCCAGAAAAAGUCUUCAGUGCCGUUGUGGGAGCAAUUAUACAGAAAUCCUUGAUUCAAGAAUUCUCACCUGGAUUUUGGAAUGGUGUACAGCUUGCUUGCUGGGCUAAAACUGAACAGCCUUGGACCUUCUUUCCAGAGAUAUCUAUCUAUCUGAGAGAUGAAAAUUCCAGCAGAUCAUUCAGGAUCACUGUCUUUCCACAGCUUUAUAUUCAGCCUGCUUUUGAGACUAGUCAGAAUUUAUGCUGUUAUCGUUUUGGCAUCUCCUCUUCUCCCAAUGCCCUGGUCAUUGGCGCGACAGUGAUGGAAGGAUUCUAUGUCAUCUUUGAUAGAGCUCAAAAGAGAGUGGGCUUUGCAUUAAGUACUUGUGCUGAAAUUGGAGGUUCUCCAGUAUCUGGGAUUGAAGGUCCUUUUGAAACUACGGAUGUAGCAAGCACCUGUGUGUCCACAAUACCCUUCCAUGAACCGUUGUUGUGGAUUGUGUCCUAUGCACUGAUGAGCUUCUGCGGACUUGUCCUUCUGGUGCUCAUUGUCUUACUGCUCCUGCCUGCUCGCUGUCGUCGUCAUUAUUCUGACAAUGACAUUGUAAAUGAUGAAUCGUCCUUAGUACGGCAUCGAUGGAAAUGAAGAAUUCAGUCCAAGCUCAAGGAAUACUUGCACUUUGCUUAGCAGUACUAUGGACAGGCUGUUCCAACCAAAGGUAGAAGUCCAGGCUUCACUCCUUGCAAACUUAAGCACAUGUUUCACCAGAAGAUGUUCUCCAAUUCUGCUGCCUCAUAAUUUCUAAGCUUUUUUUCUAACAAUUUUUUGAACCAAAUACAUAUACUGUAUAAUCACUCCAAGUGCUACUCUGCUUUUCUAGUUGACAAUCAUGCAGCUCAGCCAAUAAGUACAUUUUUUAAAAUGCUAAAUACUUAUUCCAUAGUUCGAAAAAGAUUGGCUUCUCUAUUCCCAUCCCCACCCCACUCUAAGAAAAAAACAAAAAAUGUUUGCAUGUGUUUGGUAAGCCAUUAUUCAAACUUUGGAUACCAAAUCAUAAUGAUGAACCAAAAGCUUUAUUUAUGUCUGUUUUUCUUAUUAUCCCCAUUCUAUUUUUUUUAAAAAAAUCAGUAGGUUGAUUGUGAAGCUUCAUCAGUGGACAGUGGAAAAUGAGGUUAGCAAUACAGACUAAAUAUAAUCCCCUCACCCCUUCAGACCAAGGAGAGUAUCUUGCACUUUCAAUGGAUCUCUCUUUGUAACUCUCAGGAGAAAUGAAGUAGGGAAAAACAUUGAAACCAAAACCUAUUGUGCAGCCUUAGUAUAAAACAAGACUACCUCCGAAUAUACAAGGAUGCCAUUCAGAAGUGUGAUGCAAGUUCUUGACAUAGAAAAAGAUUCAUUCCACGGGAAUACAACACAACUACUCAAUUUCCUUUCAGCUGUCCUUUCAAGAUUUUUUCCACUUAAUGGCAUUUGAAAAUAUUUGACUUUGCCACCCACAUUAGCAUCCUGUGUUCUGAAUCCAUGCAUAGCUAAUUUUUGAAUGGGUUCUUCAAGCCUUUGUACAUGCAUCCUGCAAAGCAGAUGGGCUGUAGGGGCAAGUGCCUCUCUUUACACCUUUUGGGUAUGUCUCUAAUGCCUAGCAAUUGAAAUGAAAACAAUGCAAUGUAAGGUGAAUCUUUAGUUGAAAAGUGGCUCAUUUGGCUGUGGCCUCAGCUGUGAAAGGCAAAGGGGUGUGUUUUUUCAUGAAUGGACAGUGAGCUAGGAGGUGGGCCAGAUGAUGAAUAUGAACAUUUUAAUAUCUCUGUGGCAAGAGUAAGGCUCUAGGACCUGUGCAGAAAUAUCUACGGCCAUGCCAACUUAUGCCCAUGUACAUAUCUUUGUACUUGCAAGCUUAAGGACAGCUUGUGUUGAAAUCAGUAUGUGGCAGCAGCAUUCCUACAACCCAUUUAGGCCAGUCUUCCCCCUCCCCAAAGGCUUCUGCAGGCUGAAAUACUUAUAUGAAUAGGCUGUGUCCAUACUCAAGUCUUUUGACUUGUAGAGAGAGGGAGGAAUCUGUCCAAAAGCAGUGAAAACAAAACUCAUAAGUUUUGCAUAGGUUUCCAGUUGAGAGUCAAACUUGAGAUUUAUUAAAUUAGUAAAGUGUUUCUACUAUUUGAUUUUCAAUUUCCUCUAUACUUAAUGAUCCAGUACUACAGAAGCUAGGAAACGCUUUAAUUCUGAUAAAGACAGCACAAUCUCUUCCCCCUCAUCCCAGUGAUUACCAUUCUCUUAUUAAAAUCUUCCAUGUGCUUGGUUGAUCACCCACAUGGGAUUUUUGAUGUCCAAGCAAGGAUGUGGAAAAUAGCAGCUUUUGUUAUAUAGACUGGUGGCCUGUAUGCUUUCCUCUUCACAUUUUACUCUUCUGGUUCCAUUGCACAUCACAUUUCGAUCCCCUCAUGGAUGCUUUUUGUACAAGCUUACAGUGCUUUUAGUGCACAGGUACUAAAUCUGUUCCACCAGUGAUGCCAAGUCAGUAACUCUGCUUUGCAAAGGUUUCCAUUUCAUGUCCAUACUGUUCCCUAAAUACAUUUGGACAAGACUCUUUACCUUCCAUAGUUUUUCCUAUGAUGGAUCUGGAUAUCAUGUGCGAUGGGAGUUUUCUACAAAGUGGGGAAAAUUAUGUCUCAAAAUGUUGGUCACACACAGCUGUUAAGCCAUUCUGAAACCCAAUCCAUCGAACAGUUUUGCCUUUUAUUCUUAAACCAGAAAGGCACAUGUCAGAGAAAACUUGUUUUCUGUUUAGAGGGAAGUAAAUUAUUCUGCUCCCCUGCUUCCGAUUUGAUUUUUCUGGUUCAUAAGUAACAUUCAAAAGCAAGCCCUUUUUUAUUUAAAGUCACACUCACACACACACUGGUUGUGUGUGCGCACAUGUGUAUAGAAUCUUUUCAUCACAUGGUAAGCUGUCAGCUAUUGUCUAUGUGAAGAAUAUCUAAAACCCUUGAAGCAUGUAUAUAAGCCCUUUGCUGAUACUGAAGCAGGGGAACAUGCUGGCAGAUUAUCUGAGCAUCAUUAUAAGUUUUCCUUUUAAUGGCAAAUUUAUCUGGAGAUUUUCACUCGGCAGUAUUUCACUUCAGUGCCUAUUAAAUAAUGAUUUCAUUUUGAAUUGGUGGUUUGGACACUGUAAAUAUAAAUACUUGAAAAAAGCAUAAGCAAUAAUAAAAUAUAAGAAACAAACUCAUGAUAUAUAGUGGGAUCCCUUGCCACAAAAAUAUGGCUAAUGAAGACGGUGCUGUCUGACAUUUGCUUAUAGCACAACUUUCAUCCAUCUUUCUAAACUGAGAUGUCCAGUGGCAGAUAUUAUAGUAGUUUAUUGUUCUGUUGCUCAGGCAACCAUGGCAGCACUGAAAAGGUUCAAUUUUUAACCUGAAACACAUUAAGAAAAUGCACUGUGAAAUACGUUGCACCUCUCAGCUUUGCAUGCGCCCCCCCCCCUUACAUUUUUCUGUUGUGAACAUUCUUUAAAGAAACUUGUAACUAAAUUGAAAACUUUUAAAAUAAGAUGAAUGAUUGGGACGGGGGGUGGGGAGAAAUUGCCCAGUUAUACAUUGUUUUAAAAAUGGAAACGUGCUUUUCACCAGAAACUGCUGUUCUUGACCUUCAGCUGCUACAUCCUGCUGUAAACAUUACUCCCAAUUUGCCGUGAAAUUUAAUUUUGUUCCCUGACUUUUAAAAUAAAGAUAUAUUAGUGGAAAUACAGGAUUCAUACUGAAGCACAAGGUUGUAUCUGUUCUCUGAGACAGUGUGCAUGAUCAGCAUACUCACGUGAAAUAUCUGCAGCUGGCCAGUAUCUCUAAGGGGCAGCAAAAAUAUGUGCUCAUGUGGUUUGGUUUGGUUUGGUUUGGUUUGGUUUGGUUUGGUUUGGUUUGGUUUGGUUUGGUUGCUUAAAAAAACACUUAAUACAGUUUCAACAUUAGCAUAUUAGGCAAGAUUAGAACCUACUUCCGGGCAAGUGCAUUGUAAAAAAUAAAUAAAAAAUGCAAGUGUUUUGCUGUGGGGAGCGUUCAGAUAUCAGUUUUCUGCCACCUCCAUUCUGAAAUGUUUUUGUUCAGCAACAGCUGUAUCUUGUGAGACUGCUGAGAAUGCUAUUGGAAGAAACUCUCUGUUUGACUUCUUGGAUCACCUUAAUGGCUUUACUGGCAAAGAGAAUAGAUAGAAUGCAGUAAAAAUAAGCAUGUGCUUUCUAUAAUAUACAGUGCUCAGUGAACUGAACCUCAGUGCAAAACAUUUUGUUACUAUACUUCUGCAAUAGGUGUUAAUAGCAAUUAAUAGGGAUUGCUUUUUAAAAAGAAAAGAAAAGAAAAAUAACAUUCUUGCCAUUUGGCCUUCUGAGGACUAAUCAAUCACCACAAAAAUAUUCCAAUUCCUGUGUCUUUCUCCUUUACAAUAAAAAAUAAACAAUAAAAUGCUAACUUGGACAGCAGUUCAUCUGUCUUGGUUGAAGUAAUCCUGUUGCAUCUCAAGAUGGUGUUUCUUACUAGAAUGAAGGCAUAUACUGCAUGUAUUGUAAGCUAGAUCGUUUUUCUGCUGCUCUAUUAAUUGCCCAUGUACAUUGUUUGGAUUGUUCCCAUAUUCAAGGUUUGACAAGGCAUUAUCUUGAAAGAUCUUCCAACGGACCCACUUCCGUGAUGUUAGAAUUUUGCGUGUUGGAUUCUGGUAGUAUUAGAAUGGGAAACUUGUGCCAAAGUAGAAGAGGUGGAAGUAAAAUAUAUGUAAUAUAUGUCAGAGUUGGCUCUGGGCAACUGACAGCACUCUUGAGAUUAUUUGGGAGCCAAGAAUCAAGAGCCAUGGGAGGGACCAGUUGUCAGAACUGAUAAGCAAGGCAGGAUUGAGGGACAAGCUAGGUGUAGCAACUGAUGAACAAGUUGGGGCCAGAGGACAAGCACACACCAUGGCUUAGAAAUGUCUUGUAGUGCAAGGAAGGGCCCACCUUUUAUAUUCUGGAUCCACUGACCAGCCUUGGUGGGUGGAGUCAGUCCAGAAGCUUCUUCACUGAGAAGGCUGCUAGCUGCAGUUCAGUGAUUUACCACAUGAGAUUCCAGCAGUUCCUGACAGCCAAGAGGUUUAACCUCCCUGUUUAAUGUGGUAACUGUACUCUAGAAAGAGGUUGCGAUGUUGGUAAUUUUAGAUAAUGUAAAGCAUCUAUGAUAUUCUGCUGUGUUGAGCUAUACCCAGAGGCUUAAUCGUAUUUUUACAUAUUUAUUUUUAAAAAGUUUGUUCCUUGAUGUCUGUCAAGACUGCCUAAAAUGUUAUCUAGAGUCUCCUACCUCUCUGGGACCUACUUGAAAUUCAACUUGGGCUGGUUCUGUUCCACAACCUUUUUUCCUGAUAGGCUUUCCCCCCUUCUUCAUAUUUAGGAAUGGGUGGAUUAAUUCCAUCUUCUGAAGGGGAUGUUUUACAUUUCACAGAAACCACUGUACACAACUACAACAUAGAAUGCUCUUGGUUACUUUGAAAAGUGAAUUUUAACAAGUCUGACUAUGUUUUUCCUCGAAAUCACAGUGUUAGCACAUUGUCAGGGUAUGUGUAAAGCAUUUGCAUUUAUUUUCAGCCAUACUCUUGAUGCCUAUAAGAAUUCUCCAAAUUUGAAAAUAAAGGUGAAGUGUGUUGUUU